AUGUUAAAGAAAUUACUAGAUCAUCGUUUGAUAUUUUUAACAUCCGGUAUCAAACGUUCAGUAAUUAUUUCAUCAGAUUUUGAUUUGUGUACUCAGAUGAAAUUGUUGAACGAUAAGAAAAAAUUCAAAGAAGCAAUUGAAUUAUUUGAUAAAUAUAAAGAAAAUAAUACGAAAACUCUUUCCAGCUAUACUAUUACUCAAGCUUUAAAAGCAUGUGCUCAAAUUAGAGAUCUUCAACGUGGUUCAACUAUUCAUCAAUGCAUUUCGUCAGAUAUGAAAGAUAAUGCUUAUAUAUUAGUAUCAUUAAUUCAUCUUUAUAUGCAAUGUGGUGAGGUCACACGUGCUCAAUUAUUAUUUGAUACAGUAUCAAACAAGAGUCUACAUACGUAUGGAGCAAUGAUGAAAGGUUAUAUUCAAAAUAACACGGCAAAUAAAGCGAUUGAUUUAUUCAAAGAAAUAAAAAAUCCUGAUGAAGUUAUUAUUAUUAUUUUAUUUGAUGCUUGUGCUCAAUUAGGAACUAAUGAAGUAUUAAAUUUAAUAAAACAGGUAUCAUUAAAAAUUCCAAAAUCAUUUCAUACAAAUCUUCGCCUUUUAACUGCUCAAUUGGAUGCAUUGAUGGAAUGUGGUGAUGUCAAAUAUGCUCAAGAAUUGUUUGAUACAUCACCAACGAAAAUAUUAUCAAUGUACGGAGCAAUGAUGAAAGGUUAUAUUAAAAACAACAUGGUAAAUAAAGCGAUUGAUUUAUUCAAAGAAAUAAAAAGUCCCGAUGAAAUUACUAUUAAUCUGUUAUUUACUGCCUGUGCUGAAUUGGGAACUAAUGAAGCAUUAUAUUUAACAAAAACCGUAUCAUCACAGAUGUUGAAAGAUUUUUAUUCAAAUUUACGUCUUUUGACUUCACUUUUGGAUGCAUUGAUGCAAUGUGGUGAUGUAACACAUGCUGAAGCAUUAUUCAAUCGGUCUAUAAAGAAAAUCUCACCCAUAUAUGGAGUAAUGAUGAAAGGGUAUAUUCAAAAUAACAUGGCAAAUAAAGCGAUUGAUUUAUUCAACGAAAUUGAAGAGCCUGAUGAUGUUAAUUUUAUUAUGUUAUUUAAUGCUUGUGCUCAAUUAGGAACUAAUGAAGCAUUAAAUUUAAUAAAAAAAGUCUUAUUAAAAAUUCCAAAAGAUUUUUAUUUAAAUUUUCAUCUUUUAACUUCAUUACUAGAUGCAUUGAUUAAAUGUGAAGAUUUUUCAACUGCAGAAAUUCUUUUUUCAAAAAUGAAAAAAACUGUGAUUAGUUAUGGAAAUUUAAUGAGUGGAUAUCUUAAAACGGAUAAUCCUGAAAAAGUGUUAGAUUUAUUUGAUCGAAUGAAAACUGAUAAUAUUGAGCCAGAUUUUAUUAUUUAUCUUUGUCUAAUUAAAGCUUUAUCUUAUAUUGGUGAUUAUUCAUUAUCUCAAUUGACUACUCAACAAAUUCCAAAGUCUUUUCUUCUUAAUGAUCGAAUUCAAAAUACAUUAAUCGAUAUGUGGGGUAAAAUUGGUUGUGUACAUCGUGCAAAAGAAAUUUUUGAAAAUAUUCAUCAACCAGAUAAGAUCGGAUACUCUACGAUGAUUAAUUCUUAUGGUUUAAAUGGAAUGGGUAAACAAGCAGUUGAACUCUAUCUUAAAAUGCCACAAGAAUUUAUGAAUGAAGCUAAUCAUGUUUGUGUUCUAAAUGCAUGCUCACAUUCCGGACUUGUUCAUGAAGCUCGUUUAAUCUUUAAAAAUAUUCAAAUAAAAACUGUCAAAAUCUAUACAACUAUGGUUGAUUGCCUUAGUCGUGCAUCAUUUUUUGAAGAAGCACAACAUUUGGUUGAUGAAUUUGAACGUGAUCAUCCACCAUCAUUACCUAUGUAUACGGCAUUGCUAUCAGGUGCGCGAAAUGAAAAAAAUAGUUAUUUAUCUCAAAAUGUUUUUGAUCGUAUGAACAAACUUUUUCCUGAAUCAACAAAUUCACUAACAUCAGCUUCAAUUCUUCUCGCCAAUGUUUAUGCAUCAUCAGGUGAUAUUGAAAAGGCAGCAAAUAUUAGAAGUCAAUUACAUAAAACACGUGCUAAGAAAAAAAUUGGUCUCUCAUGGACAGUAGUUAAUGGAAAACUCUUUCUCUUUCGAGCUCACGAACAAACACAUCCUCGAUCAAGUGAAAUCUAUGCUGAAAUUGAGAAGAUAUCAAAAGAACUUCUUGAACAUGGUCAUGAAUAUGAUGGAAGUUGGAUUACACGACCAUUGAAUCAAGAUGAAACUAUAGCAUCAGUACUUUGUGGACAUAGUGAAAAACUUGCAAUUGCAUGGAAUUUUGUUGAAAAUCCCAAUGUGUCAAGAAUUCAAGUGACGAAAAAUCUUCGUGUAUGUGGUGAUUGCCAUCGGGCAACAAAAUUAAUAGCUGCCAUUCGUCAAUGUGAAAUAAUUGUUCGUGAUGCAAAUCGAAUACAUCACUUCUAUACAAAUGGACAAUGUUCUUGUAAUGAUUAUUUCUAA
Rotaria sp. Silwood1 is the source of this 2493-nucleotide messenger RNA. The record is from the annotation of a GenBank genome assembly. NCBI's taxonomy places the organism in Eukaryota, Metazoa, Rotifera, Eurotatoria, Philodinida, Philodinidae.